This is a messenger RNA of Pyrus x bretschneideri (Chinese white pear), 2086 nucleotides long. Its product is annotated as F-box/kelch-repeat protein At3g06240. The coding region runs from base 902 to 2086 and encodes 394 amino acids. The record is from RefSeq and is a predicted model, not a curated record. Gene Ontology annotation, molecular function: protein binding. Lineage: Eukaryota; Viridiplantae; Streptophyta; Magnoliopsida; Rosales; Rosaceae. The transcript has a single exon.
CAAAAAAAGAGAGCCCACUAAGCAAUCACAGAGAGAGAGAGAGAGAGAGAGAGAGUUUGAAUUAUGAAAAGUAACAGGAAGGAGGGCCAGAGAGCAGUAGAAUAGGGUGGCAUUGGUCGUUUUGUUGGAGGUCCAUUUGCCACACACGGAGAAAAAUCUCCGCACCAUCGUCGAGAGCUGCUGAGAGCUGAAGGCUAGAGGGUGGAGGUGCGUCGUCAGCCGUCUGACGGAAAUUUAUUAUAUCGGUUCGAAUCACAAUGCCGGGGCCUAACAAAAACUUUUCUUUGAUUUUACGGGCCUAGCAUAUAACCAGCCCACCGUAGUUUUUUUUGUUUUUUUUUGCCACAAGUCCUUCUCAAAGUUCGAUUCUUAUUAAAUACAAAUUAAAAUCGUAUUAUUAUUAACUCAUUGUAAAACUUAACUCAUCUUAAUUCCUCAUUGUAAAUAAUAUUGUUUGUAAAAAAAAAAAAAAAAAAUACUGAACAACACAAUUUAAAAAUAAACCAAUCCGUACACAAAUUAUGUCAAAAACAUUUAUAAAAUAUUAUGCAAGACACCAAGUUGUAUGCAUUUUUAUUUUUUCUAAUAAAAAUCACUAUCGUUUGACUUUUUAUUUAUUUAAUACAACGAUAUAUUUACAUUGGUGUAUCAUAUCUGAUAAUAUUUAUUGUAUAUAAUUAACAUCCAAUAAGAUAAAUUCAUUAAUUAAUGUGACAUAGGCAUUCAUGAAAAUCCUAAAACCCAAAUCCUUGUUAUACAUUCACGAAAACCCUACCUGUAAAUCGCCAAAAUUUCUCCCUGCACCCUUUCAACGAGAAUAAGAACCACCAACUCUCUUGCACCGCCGCCAUCUCUUUGAAACAGUCGAAACAUGGAUUUGUGAAAUCAAAGUAAAAAAGCAAUGUCAAUCAAUUGCUUUCCCGAAGAAAUCGUAGCAGAUAUCUUGGUGAGGUUGCCCUUCAAGUCUGUAAUCAAAGUUAGAAGAGUGUGCAAGACGUGGAACUCUGUGAUCAAAAGUUGCACCUUCAUUGACACCUAUCUCAGGCGGUCCUUAUUGAUACAAUCCGAACACGAAAACAACAGCGAUGGUCGACACCAUCUUCUUCUACGAAAGAAGAAUGGAUGGUAUGGUAAUAGUUACUACUCGUAUUAUGGUAAUAUCCUUAGUUCUCCAUCUGGUUACACCGAGCUUAUCAAACCAGCAAUUCCAGACGUAAUAAAACGUUGUUUUAGUCACCUGUCAAUGGUCGGAACUUGUAACGGGAUUAUAUGCCUUGCUCAUGACGGACUGUUGCAGGACGAAGAUGCCCCCACGAUCAUUUGGAACCCUUCAGUCAGAAAGUAUGUGAUUUUGCCUAGCCCUAGUAUUAAGAAGAACAACUUUAAGGAUACACAAACCUAUUUCUUUGGCUAUGAUUCACUGACCAAUGACUACAAGGUCUUGAGAAUUGUUACUGUGAGGAAUUCUUUGUUGGGGGUUGAGGUUUACUCCUUGGCCAAGGGAUGUUGGACAAGUCUUAGCACUGCUGCAACUGCUGUUUUUCCUGCUUAUUUGUGCUCAGGGUUCUUGAGGAAAUCGAAAGAUGCAUUUUUUAACGGUGCUAUGCAUUGGGUUCUACCCCGUGACAGAAAUUCCAAUGAACAUGUCAUUGUGUCGUUUGAUUUCGGCACUGAACUCUUCCACGAGAUCGCGAUGCCUGAAGGUUUUAGAAAAACAGGUUGCCCUUGUUACAUUUUAAGAUAUGGAGAGUCUCUUGCCUUGGUUCAGAUUGACAACGGAGGAGAACAUUUUGUCUAUGCGCUUCAUUUAUGGGUCAUGAAAGCAUAUGUUGAAGUGAAAUCGUGGACUAAACUAGAUAACAAUAAUGUACUCUUCAAAGGAUAUCGUCCUACUACCCCUCUUGGUUUCAAUGGCUCUGAUGAACUGGUGAUGAAAAUAUUGGUGGGUGGCGAUAGGCGGGCAAUAGUGGUGGAUUUCAAGACCGGAAAUAAAAAUGCUGCAACUGCUCUAGAUGGCUACUCAUCAAUGAAUCCUUUCGUAGAGAGUCUCAUCUUACUUAGCCAGCCCAAUGCUGUUUCCUACUAA